GGGAGGGCGGGGGAGGAGAGGAGUGCGGGCCGGGGCCGCUCCCGCGGCGGUGAGUGCGGGCCGGGGCCGCUCCCGCGGCGGUGCCGGGCGCCAUGGCCCCCCCCAAGGACAUCAUGACCAACUCGCACGCCAAGUCCAUCCUGAACGCCAUGAACGCGCUGCGGAAGAGCAGCACUCUGUGCGACGUCACCCUGCGCGUGGAGCACAAGGACUUCCCCGCGCACCGCAUCGUCCUGGCCGCCUGCAGCGACUACUUCUGCGCCAUGUUCACCAGCGAGCUCUCAGAGAAAGAUAAACCUUAUGUGGACAUCCAGGGCCUGACAGCCUCCACCAUGGAGAUCCUGCUGGACUUUGUGUAUACAGAAACUGUCCAUGUGACAGUGGAGAACGUCCAGGAGCUGCUCCCCGCAGCCUGUCUGCUCCAGCUGAAAGGUGUGAAACAAGCUUGCUGUGAGUUUCUAGAAAGCCAGCUGGAUCCAUCCAAUUGUUUGGGCAUUCGAGAUUUUGCUGAGACACACAAUUGUGUGGAUCUAAUGCAAGCUGCAGAGGUCUUCAGCCAGAAACACUUUCCAGAGGUGGUUCAGCAUGAAGAGUUUAUCCUCUUAAAUCAAGAAGAGGUUGAAAAGCUCAUCAAGUGUGAUGAAAUUCAGGUGGACUCGGAGGAGCCUGUGUUCGAGGCGGUGAUCAACUGGGUGAAGCACUCCAAGAAGGAGCGGGAGGCGUCGCUGCCGGAGCUGCUGCAGUACGUGCGCAUGCCGCUGCUGACGCCGCGCUACAUCACCGACGUCAUCGACACCGAGCCCUUCAUACGAUGCAGUCUGCAGUGCAGAGACCUCGUGGAUGAAGCUAAGAAGUUCCACCUUCGGCCUGAGCUGCGCAGUCAGAUGCAAGGCCCCAGGACAAGAGCACGUCUGGGAGCCAACGAAGUCCUGCUGGUGAUCGGUGGCUUUGGCAGCCAGCAGUCACCUAUCGACGUUGUGGAGAAAUACGACCCCAAGACUCAGGAGUGGAGCUUCUUGCCGAGCAUCACGCGCAAGCGGCGCUACGUGGCCACGGUGUCGCUGCACGACCGCAUCUACGUCAUCGGCGGCUACGACGGGCGCUCGCGGCUCAGCUCGGUGGAGUGCCUGGACUACACCUCCGACGAGGACGGCAUCUGGUACUCCGUGGCGCCCAUGAACGUGCGUCGAGGCCUGGCCGGAGCCACCACCCUGGGAGACAUGAUCUACGUCUCCGGAGGGUUCGACGGCAGCCGGCGGCACACCAGCAUGGAGCGCUACGACCCCAACAUCGACCAGUGGAGCAUGCUGGGGGACAUGCAGACGGCGCGGGAGGGCGCGGGGCUGGUCGUGGCCAACGGAGUCAUCUACUGCCUGGGUGGCUAUGAUGGGCUGAACAUUCUGAACUCUGUGGAGAGAUAUGAUCCCCACACUGGGCACUGGACAAACGUCACCCCCAUGGCCACGAAGCGCUCAGGGGCUGGCGUGGCGCUGCUGAACGACCACAUCUACGUGGUGGGGGGCUUCGAUGGCACUGCCCACCUGUCCUCCGUGGAGGCCUACAACAUCCGCACUGACUCCUGGACGACCGUGACCAGCAUGACGACCCCGCGCUGCUACGUGGGCGCCACGGUGCUGCGGGGCAGGCUCUACGCCAUCGCGGGAUACGAUGGCAACUCCCUGCUGAGCAGCAUCGAGUGCUACGACCCCAUCAUCGACAGCUGGGAAGUGGUGACCUCCCUGGGCAUGCAGCGCUGCGACGCUGGGGUCUGUGUCCUCCGGGAGAAGUGAGCCAGGGGGAGGGGGGCUUACAGAGAAGCUUCUGAAAUGUCUGGGCUGGAGGAAGAGUCCCAGGAGGUUGCAGUGGCUGUGCUCGAGUUGUGGAUGCUGUGGGAAGUGGCAGCAGGAGAGCAGCUUUCUGUGCUGCUUCUGACUAGAGCAUGUGCAGAGCUGCGGCACCUGCACAGCCGGCUGGGAGCAGGAGCUCUGUGCAGCCAGAGGAAGGUGUUGAAGCAGGUCAGAAGCUGCCUUCUCUGCUGUUCCUGUUGGCAGAGCAGAUGCCCCUGGCCUUAGUGCCAGGCAGCCUGGUGAACGCUCCCAAGGACGUGUACAUAGAGCUGGGUGGGCUCUGCAGCUCCACGCAGCUCCUCUGGUGGCUCUCAGCCGUGUGAACUCAACUGCUCUUCUGUGCCAGCUUCUGCCCCUGCUGUACAUACUGAAUGUGUGCCCUGCUCCUGGCGCAGCGCAGAGCCAAACCGGGGAGCAGGGCAAGGGGUCCUGCCCUGGAGCUGCGUCAGCAGGGCCCUCAGCUCUGCACCCAAAGGAGUCACAGAUGAAAGCUGUCAACUACUGAGACCCAACAGCCUGAGGCUGCAGGGGCAGAGGGCAGGGGGCAAAGCUCAUUGCCUGGCAUAGCAGCAGGUCUGCAGCAUUCCUGCUCCGCUCCAGGGCUCAGCAAGGCUCAGCACCUCACAGCUCCCUCACAAAGCUGGGCAGCCCUGGCUGCAGAGCUCUGCCCUUGGUGGCAGCAGGAGCCUUGCGGGGAUGCAGCAGUGCCUUUGCUCCCACCCCUGGGGAGAGGUCAUCCUGCAGAGCCCUGAAAGUAAGGGACAGUUGCUGCUGUCCCUGCAGAACUCGCUGCUCAGCAGCUGGGGUCGGUCCCUCGGCAGCCUCCCGGUCAGGUUCCUUGUGUUGACCUUCAGCUAGGAUUCUUCUGCUUCCUGGGCCAGCUCCGAGUGGAAUCCAGGAUCCUGUCCUGCCUUCGUCCUCAGCUGUCCAUUCCCCAGCCUCCUAGCUCCCCACCCCCUCCACUGUCCCCCUUCAACUGCCCCACAAGCCCCAGGUGAGAGCCUCCCCUGCUGCUCACAGAGCUCUCAGCAUGUCUCUGGGAGCUCUCCCGUACCAUCCGCUUGGCCCCCGCAGUGCCUGGGCUCUGUGUAGUGCUGCUUGUUGAGCUUCCUGCUGACUCCCGCUUGGGGACAGGGUGGGAUCAGGGAUGUGUAGCAUGACUGCGAUGAUGCACUUUCAGCCGACGCUCCGACCCUCUGCGUUCGUUUCUAUCACUCAAAAGUGUUCUGUGGGUUUGGUUCCUAUGUUUAUUUUUUAAUGAAAAUACACAGAAUAAAAUAUUUCCUGAGCCAGA
Messenger RNA from Pogoniulus pusillus (Red-fronted tinkerbird), 3141 nucleotides. It is a transcript of the gene KLHL12, whose product is annotated as kelch like family member 12. Gene Ontology annotation, molecular function: protein binding. The transcript is spliced from 12 exons. The coding region runs from base 93 to 1790 and encodes 565 amino acids. Lineage: Eukaryota; Metazoa; Chordata; Aves; Piciformes; Lybiidae. The record is from RefSeq and is a predicted model, not a curated record.